Pomacea canaliculata is the source of this 1231-nucleotide messenger RNA. Its product is annotated as cytochrome P450 3A8-like. The transcript has 5 exons. NCBI's taxonomy places the organism in Eukaryota, Metazoa, Mollusca, Gastropoda, Architaenioglossa, Ampullariidae. Bases 723 to 1199 code for a protein of 158 amino acids. Gene Ontology annotation, molecular function: heme binding; iron ion binding; oxidoreductase activity, acting on paired donors, with incorporation or reduction of molecular oxygen. The record is from RefSeq and is a predicted model, not a curated record.
UAAAAAACAAGUGCUGCUAUGCUACUGUACAGCUUUGUCACUACCUCAGAGUCUCAAUGUGGAUGUUUACCCAAUAAAUUUACAUUGACAUUUUAUGUGGUAUUUUAAAAGUUUUAAUUGACAUUUCACAGUUUGUAUGUAACUGUAUAUUUCAUAAUUUUUAUUUACUCAGUUCUCAUCUAUGAUGGUGGGUGAUCAGAUAAGUGUCAGAAACCAAGUAAAAAUGCUCAUAACUGGAAUAUGAAAUACAUCAUAUGAAAAUCCUGACAAAGUGGUGGCUAAAAAUAUAAGGACUACAAGAAUUUUCCACAAAGUUGUUACCUGUUGGCACAACAACAACAACAACAAAAAAUAAUAAAUGUGCUGGCAACAGCUUAAAGUCAAAGAAAUUUUAAGGAAAAGAAAUUUCACUCACCUGCAUAUUAAUUGAAUGUACAUUUUUCCUAUUGAUGUAUUUAUGUUCGUUUUCUGAUGGAUUUUUUUUUUUGUAAUUGGAAUGUGAGUUCCAUCCACACAGCCAAAGACGCCUUUGAAUCGUGCUAUUUUAUAGAAUUUCCUCUCUCUGCAGCUCUGCCUCAUCGUGAUCCGGAAAACUAAUCCACUGUGUCAUAAGACUGAGUAGAUAGAGUUCGUGUCACAGCACUUAUGGUCCUUGGUGUUGUUGGCUGGCUCACAUUUAACAAUUGCCAGCAAACAUCUUGAAAGCUGUGGAUUAAAACUCAAUGCUAAGCACGUACACUUGCAGCACUGUAGGUAGUGCGCCAACGCGGUUCGAAUUUACGAGUUGGUUUUCAAAACAUCUCUGUAGAUACCAAGCUCCUGCUACAGUCUGCAGCACACACUAUGGAGAAUACAGAAGCAGGAUAUGGCUGUCACUGACCAGCUAUCUGGUUGUUGGUGUUGGAACACUCACAGCAAUCUGGCUUUGGCGUUCUUGUCAAGAGCAGAUGACUUUUAAACGGAUGGGUGUUCCUGGUCCGACACCUAUUCCCAUUAUUGGAAACAUGUUGACCAUAUUAAGAAAGGGAAUGGUUCACGUCUUUCCUUUUUGGAACAAACAGUAUGGCAAAAUAUAUGGUGUUUUCAUGCCCUCACCAGUUCUAGUAAUUAACGACCUUGAUCUGAUCAAAGAUAUUGCAAUCAAACAGUUCCAGUCGUUUCCCAACAGAAAGGUAGAGUUAUUACUUCAGUUUUGUUGAGGAGAUUGCUUAAUUUUCUUUAUAUUGCAAAA